AUGUUGGUACCUCUGGUUAUACAUCUAUGGUUUUUAUCAUUAGUAUCAGCUGCAUACUCAUAUAAGGGUUGUUAUUCUUCUACCAGUUUGGAAUCUUCCGGUUUGACUUCAAAGGGAACUUAUGAAUAUCAAUCAGUAUCGUAUUGUCAGCAACAAUGUUCUGGUUUCCCUUUGGUGGCUCUUCUAAAUGGUGGUGAGUGUUUUUGUGGUGACUCCACUUCAAUUCUAGACUCUCUAUCAUCAGAUUCUUCCCAAUGUACUGUCAGUUGUAAUGGUUGGCCAUUCCAGACAUGCGGUGGUCAAAAUUAUAUGGAUGUUUAUGUAGACCCCUCUCUAGAUGGAGGUUCUUCUGUUGCAAUCAGUUCAAGUUCUUCAUCUUCGACAACCACCACCUCUUCCAGGUCGACUUCUUCAUCAAUUUAUUCACCAUUCCCAAGUAAUCUGGAUUCAAUGGAUUCUAGUAUAGGCAUAUUGACUGCGCAAUCGUCAACGACAUCUAUAAUACUGUCUACUAGUGAUCCAUCUUAUGCUGAAUCAACAGAAUUGGAAGAAACUACUACCUCGAAAUCGACCAAGUCUGCUUCUAGUGCAACCGUUACUUCUUCCUCAAGAUCUUCCUAUUCAAGAUCAACCUCUUCAAGAUCAUCCUCUUCGAAAUCAUCUUCAUCCACUGCACUCUCAACUAUUUUCACGUCGAUUCGUUACACUACACAGAUGGUUACAACAUCAGUCGUUACUGGCUCAGAUAAUGUUCAACAAACCGUCUUUGUUACAAGAACUGCAGUUUUGACUACUUCGUCUUCAGUUGCAACAUCUGGUCCAGACGAUAUUUCUACAAAUGGUAAAGGUACUUCUUCGGGGAAAAGUUCAAACUUAUCAGGAGGUGCUAUUGCAGGUAUAGUGGUAGGUGUAGUUGCAGGUACAAUUAUAAUUCUAUUGAUCAUUAUAUUCUUUUACUGGAGAAGAAGAAGAGAGCAUGAUAAUGUCGACUUAGAACAGACCAAGCAACAUCAACCUUACUCAUUUGGUGAUGUGGAUGCAAAUCCAGUAGUAGCUCCAGAGAGAGUUGUCUCUUCUAAAUGGCGUAAACCAUCAAGAAAUAAUACACAUCUAUCGAAUGAUUCAGAUUCAAGUAGUAAAUUCAUCGGUUUGCCAAAUUCAUCAUCAUCAAAUAACAUUAAUGAUGACAGCUUUAAUAGUGGAAGUGUCGAUAGUGGUCCAAAUUUACUGCAUAGACCUCAUUAUCCUUCUACUGUUUUUGAGGAAGACCCACAAAUUUAUAAUGGUAACCAAAGGUUUAGUACCACCUCAUUGCCAGAUAUGAAGGAUGAUAGACCUCCACUGAGAAUUGUGAACCCUGAUGAAGAAAAAAUAGAAGAAGAUAUGGAGCGCUUUAUGGACACAGAGAGCUCGGAAUCAUAG
Messenger RNA from Vanderwaltozyma polyspora DSM 70294, 1422 nucleotides. RefSeq names its product Wsc3p (gene WSC3). The transcript has a single exon. The record is from RefSeq and is a predicted model, not a curated record. Bases 1 to 1422 code for a protein of 473 amino acids. Lineage: Eukaryota; Fungi; Ascomycota; Saccharomycetes; Saccharomycetales; Saccharomycetaceae.